Colletotrichum higginsianum IMI 349063 is the source of this 1410-nucleotide messenger RNA. RefSeq lists its product as uncharacterized. Bases 1 to 1410 code for a protein of 469 amino acids. The transcript is spliced from 3 exons. Lineage: Eukaryota; Fungi; Ascomycota; Sordariomycetes; Glomerellales; Glomerellaceae. The record is from RefSeq and is a predicted model, not a curated record.
AUGGAGGCAGUGUCAUUGGCAGCAUCCAUAUUGGCUGUCGUUGAUCUCUGGCGCGUAUUGAAGCAAUCGAUAACCAAGUUUUAUCCUAAAUCGGCAGAUUUAAAGUCUAUUUCUUAUAGAACUAACCGUUCAAUCCUUCUUGUGCAGUUAUGGCUUUCGGAGGCUGGCCUCGAUGAGCGUAUCAAAGGCCAGACCUGGGAUGAGUACCGGCUUUUCAUUCAUGACGAGAUCCAGGAGCUCCACAGAUUUCUUGAGUCAUCGAAGCUAAAGAUGCCAAUUCGGCUUAUGAGUGCGGGGCUUCCUCCUGAAAGAAUAAUGAUUCAGCUGGCAGAGAGAAUCGAGAAACUGGCGUAUUUUUCACGAGAUGUCGCUCAAAUUUUAGCGUCAAAGGGAAUACAGCAGCAUCUUGAUACCAUUCUUGAAAUGCUGGGUAAAUCGACGAGAGAAAGCGCGGAGACUUGGGAAACAGCCCAGUCAAUCAAAAAACACACGGAAGCGGGCGCAAGCUUUGACAAUGAGUUCGCCGCAGCACUGACGAAGAUGGAGGAGGAACAUCCCGAAUGGUCAUCGAAUGAAAGACAGAGAAAGAUUGACGAGGUUCGGGCUAUCAUUCGCCUGAAUAUGAGAAACCAUGACCAGUUCGACCGAGAUCGCAUGACGUUUCCGUUUUGCAUCGUGGUUCAGAAUUCUGACCCUCUUGAGACGCGCGUCAAGUUGGAUACAGGUAGUAGGCCCAACUGGAUCAGUGCCCAGCUCCUUUCCAGAGCUGCUAUAUCAUUUCAACCAGAAGACGAUCUUGGUCAGUUCAUCGGCGCCGGCAAAGACGCCCUUCCCUUCGAGCCACUUGGAGUUACCUCAGUCACGUGGUUUUCUGAAAACCAGGCGCGAACGAGGACCACAGAAUUUCUGGUUCACAACGGAGAACUGCCGGUAAACGUCUUGCUCGGCAGCGAGUGGGUUAUCGAGGACAUAGCCCAAGAGCGGUUUCCAGAGCCCGUUCUCCCGGUGGUCAGGCACAUCUUGAAUUCUGAUGAGCUCAAUAAACUGGAGACGGAUGCCAGGGAAGACGGCGCAAGCAACGAUCUACUUAUUAGGUUGCAAAACCAGCAGAAGAAGGCGAAGCGAGAGGAGAAUCGACUCUUGAAGGCAGCCUCUAGGGCAAUGACGCCGAGAUCGGCCGUAUCUCUCUUUGGUUCUGUUACACCUACUAGAGCUACACGUCGUGGUAGCUUGGCUUCGGUUGCACCACCGUUCGUUAUCAGCCCCCAAACUCUGACUCUGACGCCCGAGACCACUGUUUCGACAGGAGUCGGGUAUCCUGAGGUCGGAGAAUCGUCCACUGCUGCAUCCUCUCAGACUUCGGGGUUAGAGCUGAGGGAAGAAGUCGAUGUCGAAGCAAAGUUUACAUGA